Molecule: messenger RNA, 1492 nt
Organism: Alligator sinensis (Chinese alligator)
Lineage: Eukaryota; Metazoa; Chordata; Crocodylia; Alligatoridae
Product: sodium/potassium/calcium exchanger 2-like
Exons: 3
Coding region: 382-1350 (322 amino acids)
Biological process (GO): long-term synaptic potentiation; long-term synaptic depression; intracellular calcium ion homeostasis
Cellular component (GO): membrane
Molecular function (GO): calcium, potassium:sodium antiporter activity; calcium channel activity
Source: RefSeq, a predicted model, not a curated record
GGGCGGAGAAGGGGCCGGCCCUGGAUGCUGUGCAGCUGGUACAGGUCAGGCUCCCUCCCGUCUCAUCCUUUCACAUGGCCGGGUAGGAGGCGGCUGCCAGCAGAAUCCAGCAAGAGCCAGUCCCUCCCUCGCUUGCGCGACGCUCUCCCAGGAGGCUCCAAGCAGCCGCAGCAGCUGGGUGCGGGCCUCACUCAUGCCAGCCACCUUCUGCACCAGCCCGGAGAGGAAGAGCAUGAAUGACGAGUAUACACCUGAUGAAUUGUAAAAGUUUGUGAUUGUAGAGAAGCAUGUCAAAGACCCCUUAACUUUAAAAUCAAGAAAAAAUAUGAAGGAACUGUCUGUCUGAAUUUUUGGGCCACAGCAUCCCACGGAGAAUACAAAAUGGCUUUUUGUAAAAGCACUGCUGCUAGUAUCCUUGAAGAAUGGUGUUUGAAGGAACCACUGUUAGGUUGUAAGAGGCAUCAGAAUGUCAGAAAAAAAUUGAGACUGAUACGAAUAAUAGGGCUUUUUAUGAGUAUAAUGGCCAUUAGCACUUUCUCUCUUUCAAUUAGUGCCUUUUUCAAGGUGGAACCAUAUAGCACUGAGAGAGCCAGCAGUCUAGGGAGCCAAAAGUCAAUACAUGGGAAACAAAGAACUCUAUUGGAUUUCAAGGAGCAGAAUCAAAAUAGCACAAUAGCUUCACCUGUUUCUAUGAAAUAUGAAACUGGGCAUGACAAUGCAACAAAAGAACACUCCAAGGGAGAGUACCCCAAAGACCUUUUUUCUCUUCAGGAAAGAAGAAGGGGCGCAGUCGUUCUCCAUAUCAUUGGAAUGAUUUACAUGUUCAUAGCUUUAGCUAUAGUCUGUGAUGAGUUCUUUGUUCCUUCGUUGACUGUCAUCACUGAAAAGUUGGACAUAUCAGAUGAUGUAGCUGGGGCAACAUUCAUGGCUGCUGGGGGUUCGGCCCCUGAACUCUUCACCUCUUUGAUAGGAGUCUUCAUAGCCCACAGUAAUGUUGGCAUUGGAACAAUAGUAGGCUCUGCAGUAUUCAACAUCCUGUUUGUCAUUGGAAUGUGUGCUAUAUUUUCUCGAGAGAUCUUGAAUCUUACCUGGUGGCCACUCUUUCGGGAUGUGACUUUUUAUAUCAUUGACUUGCUCUUGCUAAUCACAUUUUUUCUGGAUAAUUCAAUCAAGUGGUGGGAAAGCUUAAUACUGCUAUCAGCUUAUUUUUGCUACGUGACUUUCAUGAAAUUCAAUGUUCAAGUGGAAGAAUGGGUGAAAAAAAUGCUAAGCAGGAAUAAAGUUGAGAAGGUAACAGCAGCAGAAUCUGAAGGAAAGAUCCCUUCUACCCAUUGUGAAAGUGCCAGAUAAUAAUUCUAUAUUAUAUAAUUUUAUAAAUCAGCACUAUAUACAAUAUAAAAUAUAUGGAAUUAUAAAGUAUAUUCAGAAGCAACUAUUAGAACUUCUUUUGUUUGUAACACAAAGUCAUCCUUUUCUCUAGAGUAUGUAAUAG